AUGGAAUCAAAUAGGGUAACUUUAAAUUCAGGUAAACGUCUUUUUGAAUGGAGACUUAAAUAAGAAAUGCGAAGUCACUGUUCAUGGGCAUAUGACCCUAUCUGAGCUGGUUUCAGAUUGCAAAGAAAAGCUAGAUGUCGACAGUCAUACAAAAUGCAAACUAUUUGAUUCUGGAGGAGGUGAGCUUUCUGAUGACGAUUUAGACUAUUUAAACCCAGAUGAGCCACUAUUUCUAUCACGAGGCGAAGAAUUUUCAAAAGAUUCAAGCAUUUUGGUAUAUGAGCCGAUAAAACAACUAGGAGAAGGAGGAUUUGGCUCAGUCUGACUCUACGAGCACAAAAUAAACAAAAACCUUGCAGCUUUGAAGUUUGUCCCCUUAGACUCCCUUAUCUCAGCUGACGACGUCAAUCGUGUCUAUGCUGAAAUUGGCGUUUUAAGAGGACUACGGCACCCAAAUAUUGUCCAGCUUUACGAUGCGUUUCCCCUCAGAGACAAAAUCUGCUUUGUCAUGGAAUACUGCGGUGGUGGAGAGAUGCAGCAAUAUCUAGAAGAGCAUGGACCAAUUUCAGAAGAUGAACUCUAUCAUAUAGGCUGCCAAAUGGUAGAAGCAAUUAAAUACUGCCACGAUAUGAAAAUAAUCCACAGGGACUUGAAGCUUGAAAACAUUUUGUUUUCAAACGACUCCAAAACACAAAUUAAAAUCGUAGAUUUUGGGAUCGCUGGGAUGUUUGCAGGAGCUCAUAGUGAGAGAAGUGACGCUGGGUCUUUGCUUUAUAUUGCGCCUGAAGUACUGACUAAAGAAGAUAAUCGAGCAAAUCCUGUGCUAGAUAUUUGGAGUAUAGGGUGCAUGUUUUAUUAUCUGCUGUCAGGAGUUCACCCCUUUGAAUAUGAAACUCAAGAGGAAAUCAUUCGAAAAAUUGUGAAUUGUGAAUAUCAGCCAUUGCCAAAUACGGUAUCUAGACCGUGGCAUAAGCUGAUUAGAGGAAUUUUGAGGAGAAAUCCUAGAAGAAGGUGGGGGUCGCUAAUUCUCCACCUUUGGAUUGUAAUAAAAAGCCUGCCCAUUUUUUUUCUAUAUAUAUUUUUGAAUUUUUGCUGAUUUUAUGAAUAAUUCAUUAAAAAAUUAAUUGAUUUGGUGUGCCGAGUGUUCAUAUAUCGCAUUAUACUAGAACUCCCUCCAUUAAAUCAAGCACCCAAAUUUUGUAAAUUUUACCAAUGUGUUUUAUUGCUAUUUAAAGGGUGUGUAAGGAUUAUUGAACACUUGUAUAAGUAUCGAUUUGAAAGAGACGCGAGCUUAAGCCCAGAGUCUGAAGAGGAAAGGUCUCCUGCGAUUAAUGAGCCGGGAAAGAAAAGUGCAAGACCCGGAAAAGUCCUGAAGGUCACCGCCAAGCCAAUGGAACAAGGUUUGCAUAACAAAAAAAUAGAAACGCAUUCUCCCAGGAAAAAGGAUGUGAGGAAAAACUCUAAAAAGUAA
This is a messenger RNA of Blepharisma stoltei, 1471 nucleotides long. Lineage: Eukaryota; Ciliophora; Heterotrichea; Heterotrichida; Blepharismidae. The record is from the annotation of a GenBank genome assembly.